Messenger RNA from Drosophila bipectinata, 3295 nucleotides. RefSeq names its product nuclear factor interleukin-3-regulated vrille (gene vri). Lineage: Eukaryota; Metazoa; Arthropoda; Insecta; Diptera; Drosophilidae. Gene Ontology annotation, cellular component: nucleus. Gene Ontology annotation, biological process: circadian rhythm; regulation of DNA-templated transcription. Gene Ontology annotation, molecular function: DNA binding; DNA-binding transcription factor activity. The record is from RefSeq and is a predicted model, not a curated record.
GAUUCAAAACCAAUUCAGCGUUCGUUCGAAGCGGUUGUGCAGGCGCUCUCGCGAACACACAGCCACAGCCAGCCGAGACACAAACAGUCGAGUCGAUCGUUCCGAUCCGAUAAGAGUUUCGCCGUUAAAAGCAAUUCGGUCAAGUGCGCGAUCCACAGAAACGGCCCGCAAGCCAACUAAUGCAGAACCAUAGAAAGUAUCUCGUGUUCUAAGUGUGAAAAAAAAACAAAAUAUAAUUAAAUGAAUGCCAAAAGUUUAAUCAUAAUUUAAAAAACAAAACAUUAUGUCGAUUGUGUGCACGCUGGAACAGAAAGUAAACUUUUUCAAAGCUGCAGCAACGACCAAGAAUCUUUUGAUACUCAAACACAAUACGGAUACCAGCUACCACAUCAGGCAGGAUAAUCCAAGCAGCAACAACAACAAAACAACAACACAAUUUCCCUCCAACAACUUGCAACAUCAGCAACACCUGCAGCAGAAACUAGCCCAGCUGCAACAGCUUAGCCAGCAGAAACUGUCCGCCGGUGACUAUCCGUACGGACCACGCCCCCCAAAGGCCAGCCAGGAAGAGACACUGCUGCUGCUGGCGCCGCCGGCCAAGUUCUAUCCGGAGGCAGCGGUGCCAUCAGCAAUGCCCGAGGUGCUUAGCGGCACUCCGACCAAUAGCCACAACAAAGCCAUCGCCAGCGCCUCCAUAGCCAUGAUGAGCAACGUCCGUCUCACCAACAUUUCGCCGACGCUGUCGAUGAACGGCAGCUCCAACGAGGCCACCAAUUUGCAUCCUCUCUCAAUGUACGGCGGAUCCAUCAGCCCACAGUCCAACGACAGCGGAAUGUCCGACAGCCUGGGAAAGUUUGUGCCCGGAAACGGGUAUGGCGACAGCAUGAUGGGCAAGCAGUCGUCCCAGAACGGCAACGGACCCCAGUCGGCCCUGACUGCCGCCCAAAAGGAGCUCUUCUCGCAGCGCAAGCAGCGGGAGUUCACACCCGACAACAAGAAGGACGAGAGCUACUGGGAUCGCCGGAGACGCAACAACGAGGCCGCCAAACGCAGUCGCGAGAAGCGGCGCUACAACGACAUGGUGCUGGAGCAACGGGUCAUAGAGCUCACCAAGGAGAACCACGUACUCAAGGCACAGCUGGACGCUAUCCGGGACAAGUUCAACAUCUCCGGCGAGAACCUGGUCAGCGUGGAGAAGAUCCUGGCCUCGCUGCCCACCAGCGAGCAGGUCCUGAGCAACACCAAGCGAGCCAAGAUCAGUGGUUCCAGCGGCGGCAGCGGAGGUUCCUCCUCGGGAUCCUCGCCUACAGGUAGAAGCUCCUCGCCCGGAGCCCACAGCCACAGCGGCUACCCCGUUGGACCGCCACUCUCGCCUCUGAUCUAUGGCCCCAAUGGCAACGCUCGCCAGGAGGUCACCGUGAAGAGUGUGCAUCAUGUGCAACAUCCAGGUGCCCCUCUGCAACCGCCCCCGAACUCACACCUGCAGACCCUGGUCGUGCCUCAGCCGCCGCCCCAGCAUCUGUACCAGCCGCCUCCGCAGCCACAUCAGCAGCCCCCGCAGCAGCAGGAGCCCGCCUCCAGCGCAGGUGGCAGCUCUCCCCCCGUUGCCGAUCCGCACAACCGUCCGCCCACCAGCACAAUCGCCAACCUGCAGGUGCAGCUCCAGCACGCCCUCAACCGGAACGUAAGACCCGAGGAUCUGGAUAGCUUGCGCAAGGCAGUGGCCGCCGGAGCUCUCUACAACGCGGCAGCAGUCGUGGGAGCUCCUCCACCGCCGCCACCAGCUGGACUGUAUGCGCCUGCUCCCUACAAGGAUCACCUGGAGCCGGCUGGACCCUGGACUCACAGCGUCGAGGCUGCCGUGAGCAGCAGCGCUGUGGAUGCGGUCAGCAGCUCUUCGGUGUCCGCCAGUGCAGCCAGUGUUCUCAACCUGUCCAGGCGGGCGUGCUCGCCCAGCUACGAGCACAUGCUUGCCUCCACCCCCUCCUCCACUUCGUCCUCUGCUCUGUCCUCAUCCUCCUCCUCGGGCGCUGUGUCCGGGGACGAUGAGCAGGAGCACGAACCAGCGCACUUGGCUCCCUUGCAACUCCAGAGGAGCAGUCCGCAGCAGGGCAGCGAUGCCAACAACUGCCUGCCGCUGAAGCUGCGCCACAAGUCCCACCUGGGCGACAAGGAUGCGGCGGCCACAGCUCUGCUCUCGCUGCAGCACAUCAAGCAGGAGCCCAACUGCAAUCGGGCUUCGCCCCCGGCCUGGAACGAUGGCGGCGACAACUCCAGCGACGAGCGCGACUCGGGAAUCUCCAUUGCCAGUGCGGAGUGGACGGCGCAGCUGCAGAGGAAGCUGCUGGCCCCCAAGGAGGCUGGCGUGGUCUCCAGUGUCGAGCGGGACCAGAUGCUCAAGUCUCAGCUGGAACGUCUCGAGUCCGAGGUGGCCAGCAUCAAGAUGAUCCUGGCGGAGUAAGUCCCAUGGACCCCGAGGAGCAGGAGCAGGAGAGAGAGCGAAGAGACAGAGACUUUGAGGGAAUCAGAGUUGCGGGAUCGGAGCAGAGCAGAGAGUUCCAUGGCGCCAGUCGUUCUCCUGAGCAUAUGUAGGAAAUGUUUAUCCACAGUCCAAAAAGAGUGUUAACUAUUAGAUAUCGAUGCAUGCCUAUUUGUAUCUCUAUGUAUAACUAGGGUCGGACUAGAGUCGGAACUCUAGCUGGAGCCUAACCUAUGUAUGUGUAUCUAUCCACUGUAUUGAGUCUUGUAACCAUUUGAAAGCGCAUCUAUUUAUAUAUACGUACGCCUAACUAUAUAGAUCUCGUUAAACUCGGAGCUAAACAAAUCCUUAGGGUCAGACACGUUGGCACCCCCAAGAAUUUCUUAUUUAACCUGUUUGUAUCAGCGCUAUUUGGUUGCAAAGUAGGUAUUUUGGUGACCACCCAGUACCACUGGGGAUCACCAUCGUAGUUAUUGUUCUCUUAUGCAGCCCCCAAGUUUCCUUAUGCACAGCGAUAGUGGAGCAGGAGAUCAGUUUGUCAAUGUAUCCAAAACAUUGUUAAGUAUUCGCUAAUGUACAUAUUAUACCACAUAUUUAAAAUACAUAUAUUCCUAUUCUGUAUAUAAUUUUAGUUGCAAGCUAAGCUUAUUUUAUUUGAUAUGCUCGUGUAUUUUAGUGAAGCAAAACAUAUACAUUAUGAUUAAGAAAAACCGUGAAGCACAUUCAAAAUAUAAAAUAUCUAGAGAGAUGCAAGAAAUCUGAAAAAGAGAGUUAAUAUUUUAUGCAAUAAAUAUAUUCUAGAAUAUCUUACCUUAA